AUGACUUGGAUCCCUCUUCUUACUAGGGCUGUUGAAGACAACGCGAACAACAAUCAAAUUGACAUCUUUGACCGAGUCAAGGCCGAAUACGAUGCGAAAAUUGCAGCAAAAGAAUCCCAUCCUAUUAAAAUAACCCUUCCGGAUGGUAAAGUCGUUGAAGGUGAAUCAUGGAAAACGACCUCUUAUAAAGUUGCAGCUUCAAUCAGCCAAGGACUUGCUGAUAAUUGCGUAGUGGCUAAGGUCAAUGGCGUUAUUAAAGACCUGGAUGAAGCGUUAACUGAAGAUUGUACUUUAGAAUUACUAAAAUUUGAUAAUGAAGAAGCUCAAAAAGUAUACUGGCAUUCCAGUGCGCAUAUCUUGGGUGAAGCUAUGGAGAGAUAUUUUGGUGGAUGUCUGUGCUAUGGACCACCGAUUGCUGAAGGAUUCUACUACGAUAUGUUUAUAGAAAAAAAUCAAGUAUCCGGUAACGAUUUCGAAAAAUUAGACACUAUCGUCAAAGCGAUUUUGAAAGACAAGCAGCCAUUCGUGAAGUUGGAAAUGAAGAAAGAAGAUUUACUUGAAAUGUUCAAGUAUAAUAAGUUCAAGGUCAGAAUUCUAGAAGAAAGAGUAAAAACGCCAACCACCACUGUUUACAGGUGCGGUCCAUUAAUCGAUUUAUGUCGUGGCCCUCAUGUAAGGCACACCGGUAAAAUUAAAGCCAUGACAUUGACUAAGAAUUCUUCCAGUUAUUGGGAAGGUAAUUGCGAAGCUGAAAGCCUGCAAAGAGUCUACGGAAUAUCAUUUCCAGAUAGCAAGCAAAUGAAAGAAUGGAAAAAAUUUCAGGAAGAAGCCGCAAAACGAGACCAUCGAAAAAUUGGCAGGGAUCAAGAAUUAUUCUUCUUUAGUGAACUUUCGCCUGGUAGCUGCUUCUUCUUACCCCGUGGUGCUCAUAUAUAUGGAAUUUUAAUGCAAUUAAUGAGGGAUCAGUACCGCAAAAGAGGAUUUCACGAAGUUUUAUCUCCAAAUAUUUAUAGCAGUAAAUUAUGGAUGACAUCGGGACACUGGCAACAUUACAAAGAUGACAUGUUUACCUUUGACGUUGAAAAAGACCAAUUUGGCUUAAAGCCAAUGAACUGCCCUGGCCAUUGUGUUAUGUUCUCACAUCGACCAAGAUCUUGGCGCGAGCUACCUCUUCGCUAUGCUGAAUUUGGUGUCCUUCAUCGUAAUGAACUCUCUGGUACUUUGUCAGGAUUGACAAGAGUUAGACGUUUUCAACAAGAUGAUGCUCAUAUUUUCUGUCGUGAUGAUCAAGUGAAAGAUGAGAUUAAGGGCUGCCUAGAUUUCUUAAAGUACAUCUACGACACGCUUGGUUUCCAAUUGAAACUUUUCUUGUCGACCCGACCUGAUGAAUUUAUGGGUGAAAUCGCAACUUGGGAUAGAGCAGAGCAACAACUUCGAGAAAGUUUAGAUGAAUUUGGCUUAAAGUGGGGUUUAAAAGAGAAGGAUGGUGCAUUUUAUGGUCCUAAGAUCGAUAUUCAAGUCUUGGAUGCACUACGUAGACCUCAUCAAUGUGCUACGAUUCAGCUUGACUUUCAGUUGCCGACACGAUUUAAUCUGACCUAUGUUGGGAAGAAUGGCGACGAUACAUUGCGACCCGUUAUCAUACACAGAGCUAUCUUAGGGUCAGUCGAACGAAUGAUAGCUGUUCUAUGUGAGAAUUUCGCUGGUAAAUGGCCGUUUUGGCUUUCACCAAGGCAAGCUAUGGUCAUUCCUGUGGCUGCGAAGUUCGACGAAUACGCACUUCAAGUUCGUGAUCAGUUACACAGUGCCGGUUUUUAUGUUGAUGUGGAUUUGGCACCUGGUGAUACUAUGAAUAAGAAAGUUAGGAAUGCUCAAUUAGCUCAAUACAAUUUCAGCAUGGUUGUAGGACAGAAGGAGUGCGAAAAUAAAAGCGUCAACGUGCGCUCCAGAAAUAACCAAGUUUAUGGCGAACAAACAAUUGUUAAAGUUAUUGAACGAUUUGAAGAACUCAAUAAGUCAAAAGCUGAUGAAGAUAAUUUUUAA
Molecule: messenger RNA, 2043 nt
Organism: Trichoplax adhaerens
Lineage: Eukaryota; Metazoa; Placozoa; Uniplacotomia; Trichoplacea; Trichoplacidae
Exons: 21
Coding region: 1-2043 (680 amino acids)
Biological process (GO): threonyl-tRNA aminoacylation
Cellular component (GO): cytoplasm
Molecular function (GO): threonine-tRNA ligase activity; ATP binding
Source: RefSeq, a predicted model, not a curated record